Messenger RNA from Vidua macroura (Pin-tailed whydah), 1107 nucleotides. It is a transcript of the gene HSBP1L1, whose product is annotated as heat shock factor binding protein 1 like 1. Gene Ontology annotation, molecular function: transcription corepressor activity. The transcript has 3 exons. Gene Ontology annotation, biological process: cellular heat acclimation. Lineage: Eukaryota; Metazoa; Chordata; Aves; Passeriformes; Viduidae. The record is from RefSeq and is a predicted model, not a curated record. The coding region runs from base 132 to 509 and encodes 125 amino acids. Gene Ontology annotation, cellular component: nucleus; cytosol.
AUCAAACCUCGCCAUCCUUAUUUAGUUACUGCUGCGCGGAACGACGAUUUCUUCAGCAAAUGAAGGACUGGUAGUUAAGGGUUCCCUGAGGCCGUACGCUCUCUGCCCACCCUGCCGCACCCGCGGAGUCGAUGGCAGCCGCCGGAGCUGCAGCAGGUGGUGAGACGGGGCCGGGCGGAGUGCCCUGGCUGCAGGGCUUCUGUACGGCCCUGGCUCCUGCCUUCUGCUUCCCCCGUCUUUAUAUUCCCCUCUUCCUGCAGGCGGAAAAUCUGCUCUGCCGGCUGCAGGAGAAUUUUGAGGCUGUGACGGAGAAGUUGACGCUGAGAAUGGAAGAAAUGGGUGAGCACAUCAGUGACCUUGAGAAGCAUGUUGCUGACCUGAUGACAGAGGCUGGGGUAGAAAACAGCGAUGAAGACUUGGGACUGAGUGCAAUAUAUAAGGGGGCAGUGCUAAAUUACCAAGUGUGUAAAUCGAGGCUGUCCAUUCAUAGUGAAAUGCGUGUGGCCUGAAGUGUUCCUGCUCACCAUUCCGGCCCCUCAGGUAUGCUAACCUAGCUGAGGAUUCUUGCUGGUAUAAAUUUGUGUACCUCUGCUUUUAAACCUACUACAGCUUCCCAGUGUGGCUUGGAGCACACCUCUCACAUACACUCACCCCAAACACAACAGUAAAUUGUCAUCAGUCACUUCAUAAUAUAAAAUCAUGCUACAUUUCAGGAUUGUUUUGGAUUUUAUAUUUGUCUGUUAAAAAUGCCAGUCCCCUCCCUGAUAGAUGCCUGACUCUGUGUUCUUAUUAUUUAUGAGGCAGCACUGCUUCCCUGUUCUGUGGAUGCAAGUGAUGUUGUCUUCCUGUUGUUGCACACUUUCCUGAUUCAAAUUGAGACACAUCAAUUAUUCUUGUCAUUGGAACUUCUUACCCAGUGAAAGACAGGAAUGUCUGCAAACAUUCCGAAGUAACUUAGGUAUCUGUUCAUUCUGAUGACUUUUGCACAAGGUACACAAUAAUUUUCAGAAAUUCAGAAAGACAAUCCACAAAGAUGUAUUUAACUGUACAGAGAUCUUCCUAUCUCCAUGCUGAAUCACAUUCAUUAAUAAAUCACUAACCUACUUA